Molecule: messenger RNA, 1260 nt
Organism: Mollisia scopiformis
Lineage: Eukaryota; Fungi; Ascomycota; Leotiomycetes; Helotiales; Mollisiaceae
Exons: 8
Coding region: 1-1116 (371 amino acids)
Source: RefSeq, a predicted model, not a curated record
AUGGCAACCGCUGCAGCAAAGCAAUACAAUGGCAGUUGGUUCUCGUAUGCGUCGCCGGGUGAGAUCUUUGCCGCCAGUACCGUGCUCCCAUUUCUCGGCAUUAAGAUGAGUCUUGAUGACUGGCUAAUCAUUCUGGCCCUAUUGAUGUUGAUCAUCGUAGCUGUUUUCAUGCUUAUAGGCAUUGCCAAGCAUCAAAUUGGAUAUUCGACGCUAAAGUAUGCGCUAACAGAGAGUUUCUCGUUGAUCGACAAGUUGACCUACUUUCUGCAACUUUUCUUGAUUAUAUCCAACGGCUUCAUAAAGCUCAGCGUCCUAUUCUUUUAUCGCAGGCUUCUCAUUGUUGAUAAGCGUGGCGUGUUCAGCUGGGUUACAUUUGUUGCAGUUGCUAUCAUCUUUCUGUGGACCCUUGCAUACCUUUUCACCUUUAUCUUUGGAUGUGGAUUACACAUGUCGGCCUACUGGGGAUCUCUUCAAGGUGUCGAGAAGUACUAUGGGAAAGGAGGGUUCACGAUCGAGCGGUCAUUCUAUAUUUCUGAUUUCGUGACUGAUGUCAUGAUUCUGUGUCUUCCUAUGCCUAUGAUUUGGAGACUACGAAUUGGGACUGCCAAAAGGUUCGCUGUUACAGGCAUAUUUCUGUUAGGUGCAAUGUCAUUGGCUGCGUCCAUUGCAAGAAUGGCCAUGUAUGAAGAAGUGUACCGGAGGAGCUUUACCGACCUCGCAUCGACCGAAGACAGACAUCUCACGUCAUCCACAAUAUUAUAUUGGAGCAUAAUCGAAUGCUCUCUCGCGCUCAUUGCAGCAUGCUUACCAAUACUGCAGGUCUUUUUCAAAGGGAUUUCUCUCCCAGCGGUAAUUCGUAGCGUGCGGAGUGUUGUUAGUCUGCACAGUUUGCAAUCUCAGAAUACGCAAAACUCAACAACAGUUGGGCGUGUGAAUGCUUAUUCGGAGUCUGGCAGAACAAAGCUAGAAUCGACGGAUGGCAUGCAUCUCCCACACUUGGGCGAGUUUCUUAGCAUGAACAACUCCACAACCGGUAAAUACGAUGGUUCCGAAGUGCUAGAGCCAGGACGGGUAUACUUCCAGGAAUCCAUGAGGACGGAGCAUUUUCAAGUGUAGACAGCUGAAUAUCCACCUUGUUCCUAAGUUUCAUGGCCAGGUUAUGGGCUCACAAAUCACUUCUUCGCCACAGACAAUCUCGGUUUCAUAUAUCGUCAUUAUAGUUUGUACAUUGCUUUGCAUUCAACCCUACCGAAGGAGAGU